Molecule: messenger RNA, 1566 nt
Organism: Colletotrichum spaethianum
Lineage: Eukaryota; Fungi; Ascomycota; Sordariomycetes; Glomerellales; Glomerellaceae
Exons: 2
Coding region: 1-1566 (521 amino acids)
Source: RefSeq, a predicted model, not a curated record
AUGGCAUCCAGUGGACAAAACGAUAGCCCCACUCCAGCAUCAGGUGAUCCGCCAGCAAAGAUUCCCUCCGAAAAAGAGCUUGCCCGAAAAAUCCGGAAACGCGAGCUCGACCGCCGAGCCCAAAGACAAGCCCGCGAGCGUACACGCAACCGCAUCGCCGAGCUCGAAGCUCAAGUUAAGGAAUUACGGAAGGAUGAUUCGACGAGGUUAUCAGCCUGCAUGGAGCAGCUGGCCGCCACCACCCGCGAGCGAGACCGCCUGCUCGACACGUUCAAGUCCAUUGAGCAAACGAUCCGCGAUCAUGUGCUGCCGAGCCGUCCGACCCCAGCAGCGCAGAAACUCUCUCCUCCGGCACCUCCAAGAUCCCUGCCCAGCUCUCAGGAUACGAUGCUGACAGGGCUACCGGCGCACUCAUACGAAGCACCAAUCGGCCUGCUGCCCCAAAUUCCCUCUAUUGUUGACGCUAACGCAUUCUACGGCAGUGGUUGUGACAAUGGACAUGGAGUUAUCGGCACCGCGCCGAAUGGGGUCUCAGCCUCCAGCGUGCACGCGCCGAGUGUUCACGCGCCUAGCUCCACGUCCGACAGCCAAGACCUUGUCGAGGAGCUUGAGGACGAUGACAGAGAUGAGAACCAUGACGACCCUAAUGUUAUCGUACCGCCCCCUGAAUCACCCUGUGACUGUGUCACAGUCCGGACACCUGCGGGCCCGGCUCUACCUAGGGUUAAUGUUUGGCGGGCUGUCAACCAGGUCUUGGCCAAAAAGUGCCGCAUAUCCAGGGAGGCACAUGUGACUGAAGAUGCCAACGACGAGGACAUACCUGUACGGGCGUUACUUGAGGGAUGGGACGCCGUUGCGACAUCGAGACCGUUGUCCAAGCUGUGGAAGAAACUGCGUAGGGUUGACAAGCUGUGUUUUCAGACUUGCCCCCCAACAGAGCGGCUGGCAAUUCUCCGGACAAUGCAUCUUCUGUUGCAGUAUCAUUCCGAUCCCACGCCGGAGCGUCACUCCAAGCUGCCGAAGUGGUAUCUGAAAAGGCCAGGUCUUCGAGAGCGUUUUGUCUUUGGGCAACAUCACUAUUGCAAUAACCAGUUUUGGGAGCUCUUUGGUCCAAACUUCCACAUGCUAUGGCCCUUCGAGUUCCGCGACGCGUACAAGAAGAGCGUGGUCACGGGAAAGUACCAGAUAUCGUCCAUGUUCGAGGAGAGAAUCAUGGACAUAAACGCUUGGACAAUGGGCCACCAGUUCUUCGACCGUUUCCCCGAACUCAUUGCGGACAUACCCACUUUCCAGUCCAUCGGCCAAUCUUUGACGCCAGCUGUCACAUCACCGCCCAUGUCGCAGCAAGCCUCUCUGUCUCAGUUGAAAGAACGGGAAGAACACUUGCUCCUUGAGCAGGCUGCCGAGAAGCAAUCAUCUCAGGACGUCAUAGACUGUACACAGGCCAUGCAGGUGUUUCCUCCAGGUCUCUAUAGCAUGGCGCCCUCAGAAUUCAUGAAUGAGUUCACGUCUCAUGGCUUUGACGCCAAUGGCGCCUCGUAUGGCCCGUUGCCCGGCUAUUUCUGA